Molecule: messenger RNA, 3656 nt
Organism: Cygnus olor (mute swan)
Lineage: Eukaryota; Metazoa; Chordata; Aves; Anseriformes; Anatidae
Gene: BRD2
Product: bromodomain containing 2
Exons: 11
Coding region: 754-3204 (816 amino acids)
Biological process (GO): chromatin remodeling; regulation of DNA-templated transcription
Cellular component (GO): nucleus; chromatin
Source: RefSeq, a predicted model, not a curated record
AGCGCCGCCGCCGCCCAAUGAGGGGCCGGCUGGUGUCUAUAUAAGGGCGGCCGGGGGCAGGCCGAGAGGCGCCAUUUCGCGGGGACGAAGGACGGAGCGGGUCGGGCCCGGUGCGCGCGGGGGGCGGCCCCAAACCGGAUCCAUCCUCCGCCGGGCGGCCCAGCCCCCGCCUCCGCGCUCCCGGAGGGCUCCGCCGGACCCUCCCCGGCCUCCGUAGCGACCCCUGCCUGCGGCCAGCGGCGAGGGGGGCCCUCCCCCCACCCCCACCCCCCGCGCUCCCGCCCUCCUCCCCUCAGGGAGCCAAGAUGGAGCCCGGCCGCUGAAGCCCCGCCGCCAUCCGCCGCCAUCCGACCCCCGGCCCGCCUCGCCGAGCCCGACCGCCGGCCUCCGCGGAUUCCUCCGGCUCCCAGCGACACCUCCGGGCCUGUAUUGACGGCGUCGCGCAGGACUCGGGGCCCGCCGGCGGCGCCCAAGAGGCGCCCCCCCCCCCCCCCCCCUUUCCCCGGUCCCUUCCCCCCCCCCCCUCUUGGCCCCGCCGCCAUUUUCUCCGCGCCCGCCGAUGUGAAGGCCGCUGGAUGGUCCCGAGCCGCCGCCGCCGCUCGGUGAUGCCCGGCCGGGGGCCGGCUCCUUAACGGGGCGGGGGGAGGCUCCUCCCCGGCGGGCAAAGUGGGGGGGUCGUCGGAGGAGACGGCGGCGGGUGGAGGAGGAGGAGGAGGAGGAGGAAGGCCGGGAGCCGGGCACGCAGCCGCCGGGAUGCUGCAGAAUGUGAAUCCCCAGAGCAAGAUUCUGGGGGAGGGCAAUGCCGGGCUCAUGGGCCUGGCGACGGAGUCGACCCCCGGCAAGCGGAUCCGCAAGCCCUCGCUGCUCUACGAGGGCUUCGAGAGCCCCACCAUGGCCUCGGUGCCGGCCCUGCAGUCCCCCCAGGUGAACCCGCCCCCGCCGGAGGUGUCGAACCCCAAGAAGCCGGGCCGGGUCACCAACCAGCUGCAGUACCUGCACAAGGUGGUGAUGAAGGCCCUGUGGAAGCACCAGUUUGCCUGGCCCUUCCGCCAACCCGUCGACGCCGUCAAGCUGGGCCUGCCGGACUACCACAAGAUCAUCAAGCAGCCCAUGGACAUGGGGACAAUCAAGCGGCGCUUGGAGAACAACUACUACUGGGGGGCUGCCGAGUGCAUGCAGGACUUCAACACCAUGUUCACCAACUGCUACAUCUACAACAAGCCCACAGAUGACAUUGUGCUGAUGGCCCAAACCCUGGAGAAGAUUUUCCUGCAGAAGGUGGCUCAGAUGCCUCCGGAAGAGCAGGAGAUCGUGGUCCCGGUGGCCAAGAACAGCCACAAGAAGGGAGCGUCCCGGGCAGCGGCGCUCCUGGCGGGCCUCACGGCUGCUCAGCAAGUGCCGGCCGUCUCCUCCGUGUCCCACACCACGGUGUACACCCCGAGCCCUGACAUCCCCACCACCAUAGUCAACAUUCCCCACCCGUCCGUGAUCUCCGCUCCGCUCCUCAAGUCGCUGCACUCCACCACCCCGGCCGUGCUGCCCACGCCUGCGCCCACCCAGCCUGUGGCCAAGGUAGGACGGGAGGGAAGGACCAGGGGGGAGAGGCUCCGGGCCCGCGGGCUCGGCGCGGCCUCACGCACCCCCUCCUUUCGCCUCCUCCGGCAGAAGAAGGGCGUGAAGCGGAAAGCGGACACCACCACCCCCACCACCACGGCCAUCAUCGCCACCAGCGGGGAGUCCUCGCCCUCCGCCACGCUGCUGGAGGCCAAGGCGGCGAAGAUCCCCGCGCGGCGCGAGAGCGGCCGGCCGAUCAAGCCCCCCAAGAAGGACUUGCCGGACUCGCAGCAGCAUCAGACGUCCAAGAAGGGCAAGCUGUCGGAGCAGCUCAAGUACUGCAACGGCAUCCUCAAGGAGCUGCUCUCCAAGAAGCACGCGGCGUACGCCUGGCCCUUCUACAAGCCCGUCGACGCCUCAGCCCUGGGGCUGCACGACUACCACGAGAUCAUCAAGCACCCCAUGGACCUCAGCACCAUCAAGCGGAAGAUGGAGAACCGGGACUACCACGACGCGCAGGAGUUCGCCGCUGACGUCCGGUUAAUGUUCUCCAACUGCUACAAGUACAACCCGCCCGACCACGACGUGGUGGCCAUGGCCCGCAAGCUGCAGGACGUUUUCGAGUUCAGCUACGCCAAGAUGCCUGACGAGCCGCAGGACGCCAGCCCGCCCUCGGUGUCGGCGCCGCUGCCCGGUGCCCUCUCCAAGUCCUCCUCUGAGGAGUCCUCCAGCGACGAGGACGAGGAUGAUGAGGACGACGAAGACGACGACGAGGAUGAGAGCAGCAGCGAGAGCUCGUCGGAGAGCGAGGAGAGCUCGGACUCGGAGGAGGAGCGCGCCAACCGCCUGGCCGAGCUGCAGGAGCAGCUGCGGGCCGUGCACGAGCAGCUGGCUGCCCUCUCACAGGGCCCCGUUUCCAAACCCAAAAAGAAGCGGGAGAAGAAGAAGAAGAAGAAGUCGGAGAAGCACAAAGGCCGGGGAGGCGACGAGGAGGCCCGGGCGCGCCAGGCCCAGCUGCGCAAAGCCAAGAAGGCCGGGGGCGGCGGAGGGACCAGCGGGGGCGGCAGCGGAGGCAGCUCCAACAGGAACUCGAAGAAGGCGGCGAAAGCGGCGCUGCCGCCUCCCCCGGCGCUCUACGACUCGGAGGAGGAGGAGGAGAGCAAACCCAUGACCUACGACGAGAAGCGCCAGCUCAGCUUGGACAUCAACAAGCUGCCCGGCGAGAAGCUGGGCCGGGUGGUGCACAUCAUCCAGUCGCGGGAGCCGUCCCUGCGUGACUCCAACCCCGAGGAGAUCGAGAUCGACUUCGAGACCCUCAAGCCCUCGACGCUGCGCGAGCUGGAGCGCUACGUGCUGUCCUGCCUGCGGAAGAAGCCCCGCAAGCCCUACAGCGAAACCAUGAAGAAGCCAGUGGGGAAGACGAAAGAGGAGCUGGCGCUGGAGAAGAAACGGGAGCUGGAGAAGCGGCUGCAGGACGUCAGCGGCCAGCUCAACUCCACCAAGAAACCCCCGAAGAAGGCCAGCGAGAAGCCCGAGUCGGCGCAGCAGGUGGCCGUGUCGCGGCUCAGCGCCUCCAGCUCCAGCUCCGACUCCAGCAGCUCCAGCUCCAGCUCCUCGUCCUCGGACACCAGCGACUCGGAUUCGGGUUAGGGCGGCCGGAGCGCCACGGCGGCUGCGAGCGGCGCGGCCGGGUGGAGCACGGGCAGGUUCGGAAGCGGCUCUGCGGGACCGGGCCCGCGUGAACCGGACUGAGAGCCCCCGCCCGGCGAACUGCGCCCCCAGGGUGGGCUGGGGGGGUGCUGAGGAGCCCUCCUGGUGCCUGAGCGACGCCCCCACGGACUUGGGGUGGGGGGGUGGCCGGUGGUUAGAGGCUGGAGGUUCCCGGGUGUCGCCAGGGCAGGGGGGGCUGCGCUCGGGCCCCUGGGGCCGGGCGGGGGUAUGGCCACCACCCCGUCCCCAGCAGGUUUUACUGUUUGUUGUUUUAGGUUUUUUUUCUGACUUGUGGGAUUUUUUCCGAGGGGGAAAAGUUUGGGGUUUUUAAGAAAAAAAAAAAUAUAAGAAAAAUUAAAAAAAAAAAAAAAUCUUAAAGCAUUUAAAGGAGA